AUGGCAGGUAAAUCCGAUAAAAAAACGGCGGCGGCUAAUUCUGCUGUCCUAACAGCUUUAUACAAGUACAGCAUGCCUGUACUAGCGUUAACGGCUAUCAGAUCUCUUAUCAUCUCUAAAGACUCAGUGCUAUGGUACUUGGUGCUACACCUACCUGCAUUUUUGUGUAUAUAUGUGCUAGAAAAGACUGGCAGGCCCAAGUAUGAUGAGCGGGGCAAGGUAACUAAGGUGGGCAUUGAGCUCAGCCAGUCUGGGGGUCUUACGGGAGUUAUGUUUGACAUGAUAUAUACAGCCUUGUUCUGUGAUCUGAUGAAGUUGCUUUUCAACACGAAUGGCUUUUGGUAUGUAAUGUUUAUAUGGCCAUUCUACUGGGCCUACCAACUAUACUUCUUGAAGAAGUCUAUUGGAAAGACCCUAGGUGGUAAAUAA
Messenger RNA from Eremothecium sinecaudum, 429 nucleotides. RefSeq names its product Snd2p (gene SND2). Lineage: Eukaryota; Fungi; Ascomycota; Saccharomycetes; Saccharomycetales; Saccharomycetaceae. The record is from RefSeq and is a predicted model, not a curated record. Gene Ontology annotation, cellular component: intracellular membrane-bounded organelle. Gene Ontology annotation, biological process: vacuolar protein processing. Bases 1 to 429 code for a protein of 142 amino acids. The transcript has a single exon.